AUGGUUCAGAACUGCUGUUUACAACUCAGAUGCAUUUGGAACUUGUUGCCCAUGUUAGUGUUAGGUACUUUGAAUGCGCUUUGGAUUCUUGCACGGAUGCCUCGGCGAUGCUUCGGACAUCUGCCAUGCUGGUCGUAUCGCCUCCUGGCAUGGGCAAGAUUCGACAAACUUGCGCCUUCACGUAUACAGUACAUCGACAGUCUUGCAAACCGCGACUCUUUCGAACGUUGCCUGCAUUGUGCUGAGCAUUGUGCGCAAAUGCUAUGCGUGAUUUGGUGUAAGCUGCGCCCACAUUGUUCCCCAGGCGACAGCGGGGCGCCCCUUCUGCGGCUGUUCGCUCCUGGCGGCGACGUUACUAGAGGAAACCCGUCCCUGGAUGUUGCUGUGGCGAUUGCCGCAUUCCGGGACCCCGAAGCCGAGUGCAUCGAUGCACGCAUUCCCUACGCCUUCACGGGACUGAGGUAUUUCCGCGAUUGGAUUGACAAGCACAUGAAAGGCGAGUCUACCACGCUGCCGGAGCUUGGACCACACACAACUUUGGAAGAACAAAGGGUCAGUCGCCUGUCACUCUCGGAGAAGGAAAGACAAAAGGUUGACAAGAAACUGUGGGACGCUUCCGUGGAGGGCGACGUGGAGGCCGUGAUCGAGGCCCUGGACGACGGCGCCGCCGUGGACGUCACCUUCGGGCGCUUUGGCGAGAAGCCCCUGCACGUCGCUGCCAGCAACGGCCACUCCAACGUCGUGCGCGUCCUGCUGGCCGCAAACGCGGACGUCGACGCCACCAAAAGGACCGGCACGACCGCCCUGUUCGUGGCCGCUCAGAACGGCCACGUGGGCGUCGUACUGGCCCUUCUGGCCGUCGAUGCCGACUACACGAAAGCCAGGCCGUCCGACGGCAGCACACCCCUGUACAAGGGUGCGGAGAACGGGCACCUUGACGUGGUGCUGGCGCUGCUGGAGGCGGGCGCGGACCCGAACAGGGCGGACCACUUGGGCGACGCCCCUCUGCACAUCAGCUCGGCGGCAGUCGGGGCGCCCAGUGAAGAUAUCACCAACGCGCUGCUGAACUCGGGGGCCGACAUUGACGCCCGGGGCAUCGCGGGCCUCACGCCGCUGAUGCGCGCCGCUUACUACGGAAAUUUGGGGGUGAUGAAGCUCUUGGUGAACAGGGGAGCUGACGUGUCGCUGAGGUCGGAUAACGCUUUCGACGCGGAGCAGUGGGUGUGCUGGUGUCUGAACGACAAGGAGGAUCAGACGCUGGUGCAGUGCACGCCUGGGGGGUGCGAGCAGCCGGAUACCGUCCUGGCAAUAGAGGCGUUGUUCGGGUGA
Molecule: messenger RNA, 1329 nt
Organism: Ostreobium quekettii
Lineage: Eukaryota; Viridiplantae; Chlorophyta; Ulvophyceae; Bryopsidales; Ostreobiaceae
Source: the annotation of a GenBank genome assembly